Molecule: messenger RNA, 1848 nt
Organism: Lachancea nothofagi CBS 11611
Lineage: Eukaryota; Fungi; Ascomycota; Saccharomycetes; Saccharomycetales; Saccharomycetaceae
Source: the annotation of a GenBank genome assembly
AUGCCUCUCAAACACUUGCCGAUCCAGCCGGCAAACGUGUCGAUCGCCCCCAGCCCGCACCCCCACGGUCCUCGCGACUCCCGGAAGCCAGCAGGCCACGGAUUGGUGAUCCGGACCUCCAGACAGUGGGUGCUUCCUCCCAGACCCAAACCAGGCCGGAAACCCAGCCUGAGCGCUCCUCCAAGCCGUGCCACCAGCGACCAUCCCAAUUCCAGCAAGUGUGCUUCUGCCACGGCCACCAAACCCGCCGUUUCUGCCCUGGCGAUGCCCGUCUCGACCGUGCCGGAGAGAUCGGUUCUGGCGAAGAACUCGGAUAGACCUGGAACACGUGUAGACCACGUGUCCGGCGAGCUCGAAAACUCCGGACCAACUUUCUCGUCUGAACCUAAGACAGCAGCGGCAGCGACAACGGCGAGCCAAUCGUCACGGUGCUCGUCGCGGUCGCAAUCACUCGCCCCCAUCACCGUGCAAACUGCGGCUCAACGCAAACCCAGCGCUGCGCCCAAUGCUCGAGACGCUGCUGCUUCGGCUUCUGCAACUGCUCCUGCAGUCCCUGCAGCACAAGCCUUGCCUUCCACGGAAUUUCAAGAGCCCGUGUCUUCCUCCAAGAGUGCAGACUCCGCAGAAACCAGCACGACAACAUCCAGCACCACUAUGACAACGACAACGACCACAACCACGACCAAUACAACACCCUCUCCAUCCAUCAGCAGCCCGAUGCUCAAAAAACUCACCAAGACUGCGUUGAAAAAGGAGAUUCAACAACUCAAGCUCGAAAACUUCAAACUCAAACAAGAAAUGGGCCAUUUGGUCGGAAACUUGCAAGACCUCAAACAAAAAGUUCCGUUUUUGAGUAAUCCGACCUUCCGCGCUACUCCUUCCUCCAAUCCUUAUCCAAGUUUGUCCAAGAAAAGACCCUUUUUGGGCUCGGAGGACGACACCAAACAACAGUCGGAUUCCACCGACAAUUUCUUGAAAUUCGAGGACGACGACGAAGAAGAAGAAGAAGAAGUGAUAAAUGCAAACGCAGUCAUCUCAGGCGUGCCCAUGAAACCUACCAUGUCAUUUUCAUCGCAAUACAGCUCGAAAACAAAUCUCACGGAUGACGAGGACCCCGGUUUUUCGUCAUCCACGCCGAGCUCACUCUUUUCUGCCGAACUACAGAGAUCCGUGACCAAUAGCAGUUUUGCCAGUACUCAACAGUAUCUUCACAACUUUCCCUGUGGUCCACACAAUACGUCUGGAACUCCAGGAUAUUCUCCACACCAUCAUAGCAGCAACAGCCCUUCCAGUAUGAUCCCUGCCAAGUUGCCCGUGUCGGGCAUUGAUAAUGUUAAAUUCAUUGAUGAUUAUGAACACCAAGAUUUUUACAGUAAGCACCGUCAUCUGUUUGAUAACAAAUGUUCCUCGGCUCUUAAAGAUUCAAUGUGCACGACCUCCAUGAAUGGGAACUCGACAGCUUCACCCACGAUCCCAAACCACCCUGGAGAUCUGCAUUUGGAUGCCAUCAAGGAAGAAGAUCUAGAUUUUAGACUAGAUCAUGAUUUUGGUAACGAUGACAUGAGUAUUUUAAAUUUCCUAGAAGAUCACGGUACCAAGAGUGUAAAUGCUACCACUACCACAGCUGUUACGGAAACGACUCCAAGAUGGGCGAUGAAAGAUGAACGAGAAUCCGACAUAAAUAUUUUUCAAGAAUUCAAUUCUGAACCACAAUUCCCCAAACAAGAGUUUUACAUGCCCCCUUCUUUGGAAGAAUUAAUGGGUGACCAAGAUCCGGAUCGUUUGGACACCGAAAUCAAACGAGAAGAUGAUGGUAUGUUAAAAAUGGAUGUUUUUGAUUUUGCUUAA